AUGCAAGAAGUUGAAGUCCCUCCUAGAGACAUUUUCGUCCACUAUGUCAAUGUACCGACAGGAAAAACUAUUAUAUGGUCCUUUUCUACUAAGAAAAAAAAUAUUUCGUUUGGAUUGUACCAAAGAAAAGCUGCAAUCGCGACUUCAGGUUCGACGGGAACUUCUAAAGAAGAAGGAAGUAGUUUAUUUUCUGCUUCUAUAAAAAAUACAAUCAUCACACCUAAAUCUUCGACAAAAAGUACAUAUUCAGCUAGUCUUAAAAGUAAAAAUUCCUUGGAAACAAUCAAGGCUGAAGAGAAUGAUGAUUCGAAUGAAGGCGAUGUGGGUUCCACAUUAGUGGAUUCGAAUUCUAUAAACAGAGGACGUAAGAAAACUGGUUCUACGCUAAUAAUUAAAGAUCCUGAUUUAAAAGAGAUAUUACCUAUCGAACAUUAUAAUUCCGCCAUGAACACAAUUAAAGGCAGUUAUAAAGUAACUGAAGAAGGAACCUAUUAUUUAGAUAAUGACCAAGAAGAACCCAAACCAGAUAUUGCCGAAUCCUACUUAUAUGUAAAUCUAGAAUUUGUUGAAAUUUACCUUCUUUAUUCAUACAUUAAUGGUUAUACAGGUUGGGCAAAACGUUGGGUCCAAAUUGACAAUGGUUUGCUUUCAUAUUAUCAACAUUCCCAUAGUCUUUGUCGAGGAACGAUACAUAUUGCUCUUUCAGCCAUUUCAUCCAGUCAAUCAUUACGUUUAAUAAAUAUGGAUUCUGGAACAGUGACAUAUCAUUUUAAAGCGUUCACCGAUGAUGAAUUUGAUGAAUGGAUGACCGUUAUUCGUAAAUAUAUAAAUCUUUCUAAUGAAAGACAAUUUUGUGAUCCUGAAUAUCCCAGAGUAGCUUCUCAGCAUUCAGGUGAUCUUGAGAGGCGGCAGAGUUUAUAUUUUAAGCGGCAAUCCUUGAUGGAAAAACGGCAAAGCAUAAAUAAAAAUGGUGAUAUUUCAAGUUAUUUUCUUCAAAAUAACUUAGAUGAAGACCUUAAAAAAAUUUACAGUGUAUUUAAUAACAUGGAAAAUGAGUUCAAAACUAUUGAAAAUGAUUUGGAUAUUUUUAAAAGUGCAAUUGAAAAUCAAGUUCCUAAUGGUCAUCCUAAAUCUGCUCAACCAAGCCCGAACAUUGAAGGAAAACCUCGUAAAAAGUUUACUCUGCCUUUGCAACGAGAUCAAAUUUGUGAGAAAUUAACUGCCAAUAUUAAAAUUCUAAAAAAAGAAAAGGACCAAGCAUUUAAUUUAUUACGUGUUGAAAUUGAGAAAUGGAAAACAUUGGAAUAUUCAUAUAAUAAACUUGUAGCAGAAAAUGCUGAUUUGAGCAAGUCCUUUUUUAAAUCAGAUAGCUUUGAUGAAAGGUUAGAAAAUGGACAUUCUGAUAAAACAUCCGAAAUGACGGAUUAUGAUAUAAAAAAACUCAAAACUAUUUCUAUGAGCACUAUGAAUACUCACUCGGAUGUGUUCUUUGAUGCUGAAGAUAUUGACUUGGCUGAAGAUCUUUCAGUGACAGAAAGUGACGUAGAUGUCACUAACGCUAAUAUUAGUGACGAAGAAAGUGACUUCGAUCAGCCUUCACCAGUGGAUAAAAUUCUCGAUAAACCUUCAAUCAAAUCUGAUAUUAAUAAACCAAUGUUAAUACAGAGGAGGAAAGUUCUUCCUGCGCCUAUUUGUGGUGAAGAUGUCAGUUUACUUUCUAUUUUAAGAAAAAAUGUUGGUAAAGAUUUGUCAACAAUUGCAAUGCCAAUUUCCCUUAAUGAACCUAUAAAUAUUUUACAAAAUAUGGCGGAAGCCUUAGAAUAUAGUGAAUUAUUAGAUAAGGCUGCGAGUCUAGAUAAUUCAUUGGAUAGAUUGAUCCAUGUAACAGCAUUUGCAGUAUCAGGAUAUGCUUCAACCUAUUACAGGACAGGUAGAAAACCUUAUAAUCCUCUUCAUGGUGAGACCUACGAAUGUGUUCGACCGGAUAAAGGUAUGGAAAUUAUAAUUAAAAGUGAUGCAAUUUUACCUUGA
Messenger RNA from Racocetra fulgida, 2031 nucleotides. Lineage: Eukaryota; Fungi; Glomeromycota; Glomeromycetes; Diversisporales; Gigasporaceae. The record is from the annotation of a GenBank genome assembly.